This is a messenger RNA of Vespula pensylvanica (western yellowjacket), 2528 nucleotides long. RefSeq names its product aquaporin AQPcic-like. Gene Ontology annotation, molecular function: water channel activity. The transcript has 5 exons. Gene Ontology annotation, cellular component: plasma membrane. The record is from RefSeq and is a predicted model, not a curated record. Bases 376 to 1209 code for a protein of 277 amino acids. Lineage: Eukaryota; Metazoa; Arthropoda; Insecta; Hymenoptera; Vespidae. Gene Ontology annotation, biological process: transmembrane transport.
CACGUGGUCGGACGCGAUAAAAUUCUCUACGAUCGUACUCGUUCAUAAACAGGCCGACCGACGAACCGUUCGGUUAUCCUCUUUGUUUGCUCUUCUGCCUUCUUCUUUUCCCUUUGUUUUCAAUUCCCUCACUCUCUCUCUCCCUCCCUCCCUCUCUGCCUCUUUCUCUCUACUCUCUUUAAUACAAUUGUUCUUCGUCUUUCCUUACAGUCGCAAAGUUUCUCUCUAUCCGUCUGUCUCUCUAUUUUCUCCAAGUGCAUCCUUGUUCUUUCUCGUUUCGCGUGUCUCAACAAUUUCUAUAUCUUCCUUGUGAUUUUUUCUUUUCUUUUUCUUUUUUUUUUUUUUUCUCUUCUUCUUCAACGAGGAUUUUUCACCAUGACGUCGAAUAACAUACGAAGUGAAUUUAGAAAGAUGGUUCACGAGGAAGGUGCUAUAAAAAAAACCAUCAUCACUGGAUUAGCCGAGAUGAUGGGUACAUCGUUAUUGGUGUUCCUUGGAUGCAUGGGAUGUGUUAGCGGUCUUGGUGUCGUCCCAUCUCAUUUACAAAUCACUUUAAAUUUUGGCCUAAGCGUUAUGAUCGUCAUACAGUGCUUCGGACACAUUAGUGACGCUCACGUUAAUCCCGCCAUCACAGUAGGUUCAGUGGUACUCGGCAAGAAAAGUAUUCCAGAGGCCUUGGUUUAUUUGUUGGCUCAAACGUUAGGAGCCAUCUCGGGUUAUGGCAUGUUAAGAGUAGUUACACCUGCGGAGAAUUUAACAUUGGGAGGAAUAGAUGAUGCCGACAAAUUAUGCAUCACCGAUCUCCAUCCUAACGUAUCGGCGAUUCAAGGACUCCUAAUCGAAAGUUUAUCUACAUCUAUUUUGAUGUUGGUCUCAUGUGCCAUUUGGGAUUUGAGAAAUGAGAAAAAUACGGAUUCUGUGCCGUUAAAGUUUGGUUUUACGGUUGCAACCUUAGCCACGGCAUUUGGUCCUUAUACGGGUUGCAGUAUGAACCCAGUGAGAACAUUGGGACCAGCUGUUUGGAACAAUCAAUGGAGUCAUCAUUGGAUAUACUGGUUUGGUCCAAUCGGAGGUGCCUUAUUAUCUUCGAUCUCUUAUCGCACAAUUUUCGGUGUUCAACGUUCAGUGGAAGAAGAAAAUGUACCGGAAAGAGUAGCUCUUAAUAGCGUCGACAUUUCUCAGAAAACAGAACUAAAAGAGCAACCUUGAGUUUAUUCGUUAGAAUAAACUCUCAUGGAAACUGGCCAAACCACCAUUGCCGCCAUUUUGAACAACGUUCUUUUCGAGAUUCUCGAAUAUGUGACGUUCAAAAGACAAGAGAGGAAAGUUACGGAAGUUAGCAACAAAAGAUGGGACGAUCUGUUCAAUAGUCACUGACCUGCUAACAAAGUAGAAACAAAAGAAGAGAUGUUAAAUACUGGAAGGAUCAAUAAUUGUUGAAAUAAGUUAUUCCAUUGCAAUAAUCAUACGAUCCCUAAUACUCGUAGGUCAUUUUGACUUGCGUGGACUGAUGAAACAUCAUUUUUCAUAACGAUCAGUUUAUGAAUUUUUUUUCAAUUCAUUUCAAUAUCUCCAUCUUAUCGUUUAGAUUUUUAGAAAUCAUUAAUCUUUUCUGCCUUCUUUUUUUUUUUUUCUUUUUUCUUUAACAAUAAUGAAUAAGUUCAUUCAAUUCGCGCGAAUUAAGAAUAAGAUAUAUUAGAAAUACGUAGAAAAUUUUAUAUGUAAUUUUAUGGUAAAUUGUACGUAAUUUUGCUAUCAUCGAUCACGAUCGAUUUUUCAACAAUCGAUUCAUUCAAAUGAUAGAAGGAAUACGUACUAUGUAUUUAGGUGCACGAUAUUUCGGUCAAUAUUUCUCUUUUUAUUAGACUCAUAAUUUUUUUUAUCAAAGUGGGUUUCCAUAUAAAGUAAUGCUCGCUAAAUAAUGAAAAUAUUGGUACGCCAAACAAUGAGAUACGUUCGCACCAUAUUUUCGUUUUAUAUGCUUUUUAUUAGUAUUAUUUAAAUACUAUCUGCUUAACUUAUGAACUGAUAAAUCAUAUACUCGUUCUACUUUGUUCUACUUUUUUUUUCUUCUUCUUUUCUUCUUGAUCAUCUUUUAUUAAAGAAGUUUUUAGACCGAUGUGCACGAUAAAAAAUUGUAUUUAAGAAGCGUUUGUUAUAUUUCCUCUUUUUUUUUUUUUUUUUUUUUCAUUUUUCUUUUCUUUUUUUGUUCGCCUCGACGAACAAAGAACUUAAUUUUUAAUUAAUAUUUAAGCCUAAUUAAGUUAUACAUCUUGUACAAAUUUUCUUAAUGCAUUGAAAUUCAGUUAAACUUAAUAAUUUUUUACUUAUCAUCACGCGAGAUGAUCUAAUUUUGCCCCUGUAACAAUGUGAAUUUCCAACAACCGUGUAAUCAUGGUUGCAUCAGUCUCAGGCGCAAUCGUUUUACUUAAACUUUUUACUAUUGUUACAAAACAUAAAAAAUUGUCCUGUAAUUCGGGCAAGAAAUUUUGAAAAAAUACAUACAUAUAAUAUCGCCAAGUGAAAAA